Molecule: messenger RNA, 2753 nt
Organism: Nymphaea colorata (pocket water lily)
Lineage: Eukaryota; Viridiplantae; Streptophyta; Magnoliopsida; Nymphaeales; Nymphaeaceae
Exons: 21
Coding region: 92-2554 (820 amino acids)
Biological process (GO): protein phosphorylation
Molecular function (GO): ATP binding; protein kinase activity
Source: RefSeq, a predicted model, not a curated record
CUCAGAUCCGUCACGGGGAGAGGGAGAGAGAAAGGGGAAGUGAGGACGUCGGGCUUCUUGGAUCUCGGGGAGGAAAGAGUAGAGAAGGAAGAUGCUGAAGUUCCUGAAGGGGGUGGUGGGAGGGACUGGUGGCGGGAUCAAGGACCUUCCUUACAAUAUCGGAGAACCCUACAGCACCUCCUGGGGCUCCUGGGUCCAUCACCGCGGCACAUCCAAGGAGGAUGGGAGUGCCGUGUCUAUAUUUUCUCUAUCAGGAAACAAUGCACAAGAUGGACAUUUGGCAGCUGGCAGGAAUGGUGUCAAGCGUCUUCGCACGGUUAGGCAUCCAAAUAUUUUGUCUUUCCUUCACAGCACGGAGGUUGAAGUUGUUGAUGGUUCUGUCGUCAAACCAACUAUUUACAUUGUAACAGAGCCUGUCAUGCCACUUUCAGAAAAGAUAAGGGAGCUAGGUUUAGAAGGUACACAAAGGGAUGAAUACUAUUCAUGGGGACUGCAUCAAAUAGCUAAAGCUGUCAGCUUCUUGAAUAAUGAUUGCAAACUGGUUCAUGGAAAUGUUUGUGUGGCUAGUGUAGUGGUCACAUCAACAUUAGACUGGAAACUUCAUGCAUUUGAUGUAUUAUCUGAAUUUGAUGGAAAUAGCGAAUCUUCUACGGGUCCAAUGUUGCAAUAUGAAUGGCUGGUUGGUUCACAAUACAAACCAAUGGAAUUAGUUAAGUCUGACUGGGUGGCAGUCAGAAAAUCUCCAGCAUGGGCAAUUGAUUCGUGGGGCUUGGGUUGUCUUAUUUAUGAACUAUUCUAUGGUACAAAGUUGUCUAAAACAGAAGAUCUACGUAACACUUCUGCAUUGCCAAAGUCUCUGCUUCCAGAUUAUCAAAGACUUUUGAGCUCUACACCAUCCCGGAGAUUAAAUCCUUCAAAGCUCGAUAAUAGUGAAUAUUUCCAGAAUAAGCUGGUAGAGACCAUUCAAUUCAUGGAGGUCCUUAAUUUGAAAGACAGUGUUGAGAAGGACACCUUUUUCCGGAAACUCCCAAACUUGGCUGAACAACUUCCCUGUCAAAUUGUGUUAAAGAAGUUACUUCCGUUAUUGGCCUCUGCACUGGAAUUUGGAUCUGCUCAUGCUCCUGCUUUGACAGCUCUCCUGAAAAUGGGUUCUUGGCUUUCCACCGAAGAAUUUAAUCUCAAGGUCCUCCCCACCAUCAUAAAAUUGUUUGCUUCAAAUGAUCGAGCUAUCCGAGUUAGUCUUUUGCAGCAUAUUGAUCAGUUUGGUGCAUCUUUUACAGCUCAAGUUGUGGAUGAGCAAGUUUAUCCUCAUGUUGCUUCUGGCUUUUCUGAUACAUCUGCUUUCCUUCGGGAAUUGACACUCAAAUCAAUGCUAGUUUUGGCACCAAAACUAUCCCAACGGUCUAUUUCAGGGUCAUUGUUAAAAUACCUUUCAAAGUUGCAGGUGGAUGAAGAACCAGCAAUCAGAACAAAUACAACAAUCCUGCUUGGAAAUAUAGCUAAUUAUCUGAAUGAUGGGACAAGAAAGAGAGUUUUGAUCAACGCUUUCACUGUUCGUGCACUGCGUGAUACUUUUUCUCCAGCUAGGGCUGCAGGCAUAAUGGCCUUAAGUGCCACAAGUGCUUAUUAUGAUAUAACAGAGAUUGCAACUCGCAUCUUGCCAAAUAUCGUUGUACUUACCAUUGAUCCUGACAGUGAUGUGAGGUCAAAGGCAUUUGCAGCAGUUGAUCAAUUUAUGCAGAUAGCAAGGCAACACCAUGAGAAGAUGAGUUCAGGUGAUCCAAAUGGAACAGUUUCAGGCAUUGGAGGGCCCUCAGUAGCAGGAAAUACAAGUUUGCUUGGGUGGGCCAUGAGUUCCCUGACACAGAAGGGAAAGGCUGAGCAUGCACCUGUUAUUUCUUCCAAUUCAGAUAAACCUAUUGUUUCUGCAGCCUCAAGCACAAGCUUAGCAAGUGAUGCAUCAGAUUCUAUGCCAAGAAAUGUGAGCUAUAAUAGUGACAUGGCUGAUCAGGCUGCACCUUCAUCUCCUACCUCCACUGAUGGUUGGGGAGAACUAGAAAAUGGGACCGUUGAGCAUGAAAGUGAUAAAGAUGGAUGGGAUGAUAUUGAACCAGUUGAUCAAAAGCCGCCUCCAGCACUUGCAAAUAUAUAUGCUGCCCAAAAAAGACCUGUGGUGCCUCCUAAACAGCAAGUCACAGGUAGCAGACUGGGAAGCUCUGUUACAGCAGCAGCCAAAGAAGAGGAUGAUCUAUGGGGUGCGGUAGCAGCUCCUGCACCAAAAACUACCGCUAAACCCAUCCAACCGAAGACAGUGACCAGUGACGAUGAUGAUCCAUGGGGUGCCAUAGCUGCUGUACCUCCCAAAACAACUGCCAAGCCACUGCAGUCGAAAUCAACUGCAAGCAGUGAUGAUGAUCCAUGGGCUGCUAUAGCUGCUCCUGCCCCUACUACACGUGCAAAGCCGCUCUCGGCUGCUCGUGGGCGAGGCAGCCGUGCUGCUCCCAUGAAGUUGGGUGUACAGCGAAUAAAUCGGAGUUCAUCAUCAGAUACAUAGUUUAUCUUUUGGUAAAUGGAAAAGAAAAAAGUAGAAAAAAAGGGUCAUGUAUGCUAUUUGGUUGUGCAAUAUUCUUUUUCCAUGUACGAUUCGUUUAAUAAAUUUUGUAAAUUAGAUACUGGAUGGUGAUAAUAGCCAUAUUCAUAUUGGUUGUGUAUUGAGAAAGAUCAUAUAGCAAUCAUGUAAUUUCGUUUUUCUA